ACAGCCAUAGCAAAUAAACUUCACUGUCGAUUUUAAUUAGCAACUUUGUACGUCCAUUUUCACCAAAGCGUACAUAGACAUGUUAUGCAGGUGUGUGUGUGUACUUUAGGAGCGAUACGAUCUAUAAAAGCAAUGGUUUCUCUUGUUUUGAAUUAGUUAAGCGAGGUGAUCAACAUAGCCCAGUCAUGAAGGUUUUUGUAUUGUAUUUUGCCGUUAUAGUAUGUUUUGCAAUUUCAAAUUCAAUAGCACGCUCUCUAAAUUAUCCGACACCAAUUAAUCCUAGUGUUUUAAUAGAAACAAAACCAGAGGAAAAAGUAAUUCUCAUUUCUGAUAUUAAAGAAAUCAGCAAAUUUAAACGUGAAACCAGCAAGCCCUUCUAUCCGACAAUUACCCCAGAACAAGCGCAUCACAUUAGUAAACGCGAAAAUGUGUUCCGACAUUCUGUUCGAUACAAACGGGAUAUACCAGUGCCUUUGGUAGCAAAGCACAAACAUCCCGAAAUAUCUGCUUCUGAAAACGGCGACCACAAAUCAACUGAUGAAAAUGUUGAAAGUUUUGCCAAUGACCAAGUUGUCAAAGAUAAGUACAAACAGGAUGCAGCUAAAUCAGAAGGAAGCCAGCCAGUAUCACACCCUGACCACACACCUGAAACUUUAACUACACACUCUGUUAUCAGACCCAAACCAGUAUCAGUUUCAGAGCUUUUUUCUAGACAUCAUGAAACCGAUGAUAAAUAAUUAACGUGUUUUCUAGUUUAAGUGCGAACUAAUAAAGGUGCUAAUUUUUGAAAUAAACAAUGCUGUUUAAGCAUACAUGUGUACAUACAAA
Musca domestica (house fly) is the source of this 828-nucleotide messenger RNA. RefSeq lists its product as uncharacterized. The coding region runs from base 186 to 737 and encodes 183 amino acids. The transcript is spliced from 3 exons. The record is from RefSeq and is a predicted model, not a curated record. Lineage: Eukaryota; Metazoa; Arthropoda; Insecta; Diptera; Muscidae.